GAGUUCAGCACCGCGGACAGCACCGUCGACGAGGUCCACCGUUCUGUCACGAGCGAUAUUACAUGCUUAUUGUGAUCGGGGAGAUCGCGACAGAACACCAGCUGCAGUCUGCCAGAGACCACAUUGAACAGGGUAUUCGCUCCUGGGACAUCAGCCUCAGUUCCUGUGACCUCCCCCAGGAGCUGCAGCUCUUUGUGACACGCCACUCUGCCCAUUUUUCCGAAGAGGUCAGAGGACAGAGAACUUUGCACCACUGCAGUGAUGUCCUGGAGACUGUGGUCUUAGUCAACCCCUCAGAGGACGCUGUCACAUCUGAGGUCUGGGACUUGAUUUACGACUCGGCAGCGCAUAAGUUACUGGUCCUCAGUGGUCAAAGUGGUGACCAGGGCAGUGACCUCCUCUUGCAAAGUGGGGCAUUCUCCUUUAAAAACGUCUCAGAAAUCUUCGCUGAUCCUGGGGUUGGUGAUUUGCUUGCCAGAGCAGCCCCUGAGCACCGGGCAACACUUACAGUGUCCUGCCGUGGUGAGGGCUGCUGGAACUUCCUGGGCAGACAGCAGCACUUUCAGGACUUAUUCAAAUACAGGCUGAAUCCUGAGCCUGCACUACCCAAGAUGGAUGGGGUCACAGACUUCACUGAGUACCUAUCUGAGACAGUGGAUGUGCCCUCGCCCUUUGACCUCCUGGAGCCACCCACCUCUGGGGGCUUUCUGAAGCUGUCCAAACCAUGCUGUUACAUCUUCCCUGGGGGAAGGGGGGACUCCGCCCUCUUUGCAGUAAAUGGUUUCAACAUAUUGGUGGAUGGAGGCUCAGAACGCAGGUCGUGUUUCUGGAAGCUGGUCAGACACCUGGACCGAAUCGACUCAAUUCUUCUUACCCACAUUGGGGCAGAUAACCUCCCUGGAAUCAAUGGGCUCCUCCAGAGGAAGAUGGCUGAACAGGAUGAGGAACGGUCGCAGGGCUCCACCACCUACAGUGACUGGAUGAAGAACCUGAUCUCCCCAGAGCUGGGUGUUGUGUUUUUCAAUGUUCCUGAGAAACUGCGGACACCCGAAUCAACUCUAAAGACUAAGCGCAGCAUUGAGGAGGCUUCUCUUACUCUGCAGUACCUGAGCAAAUUAGGAAUCAAGCCCGAACCACUAUUCAGGGCGGUCAGCAACACUGUGGAGCCAAUAACCUUGUUCCACAAGAUGGGCGUGGGCCGGCUAGACAUGUAUGUUCUCAACCCAGUGAAGGACAGUAAAGAGAUGCAGUUCCUUAUGCAAAAGUGGGCAGGAAACAGUAAGGCUAAAACUGGAAUUGUGCUGCCUAAUGGAAAAGAAGGGGAGAUCUCUGUUCCUUACCUGACAUCUGUAACAGCUCUAGUGGUCUGGCUCCCUGCCAACCCCUCAGAGAAGAUCAUUAGAGUGCUGUUUCCUGGAAAUGCACCACAGAACAAAAUCUUGGAAGGACUGGAAAAGCUGAAGCACCUUGACUUUCUGCGUUACCCAGUCGCCACUCAGAAAGAUAUAUCCUCUGGGGCCCCUCCUACCCUUGUAAAACAGACAAAAAUGAAGCAAAGGGCUGACAGCAAAGAAAGCCUUAAAUCUUCCCCCAGGAUACAUGUAGCCACAAAAUCUGCAAAGAAAGAGGGAGAUGGGUCUGAUGAAAUGUUAGUCACAGAGUCAAAGAGUGAUUCUGUAAAGGAUCACAAAAUUGCGAAAAAAGAGAAGAAACUGAAAGAAACUGACAAAACUACCAAGCCAGUGAGAGCAAAAACAGAAUCAUCUGAGACAGUAAAACAAGAGAAAAAGAAGCUAUCUAAGGAGAAGUCUAUGAAAAAACAAACAAAGGAAAGGGUGUCCAAGAUGGAUGAGAAGAAGGACAAAGAGAAGAAAGAGAUUAAGAAGGAAAGACGUGAAGUAAAGAAAGAUGAUUCAGCUAAAAAAGAUGAUAAAAAAGAGAGCAAGAUGAAGGGAGACAAAAAGAGGGAUACAACUAAGCCAGAAUUGAGGAAAAUCACAAAGCCCGACCUAAAGCCCUUCACUCCAGAAGUUCGAAAGACCCUGCACAAAGCUAAAGCUCAUGCAAAAACUGACAAAACCAAAGCUAAAACAGUCAAGGAACAAACAACGGAAUUGGAGCCUACUACAGCACCAGCUACUGAAGAGAUUCAACCAGUGAUUGAACCAGAGACUCGACCAGAGACUCAACCACAAGCUCAACCACAAGCUCAACCAGAGAUUCAGCUAGAGAUCGAACCAGAAAGUCAACAAGAGAUCCAAUUAGAGACCCUGCCAGAGAUCGAACCAGAGACUCUGCCAGAGAUCGAACCAGAGACUCUGCCAGAAUUCCAACCAGAGACUCUGCCAGAAUUCCAACCAGAGACUCAGCCAGAGAGCCAAAUAGAGACUCAGCCAGCAAGCCAACUCGAGACCCAACAAGAGAUCCAAACAAAGACUCAGCCAGAAGACCAACCAGACAUACAACCAGAGACUCAACAGGAGACACUGUCAGAGAUCCAGCCAGAGAUCCAGUUGAAAACAGAAGAGCCUGUGAUAUUGGAGGACAGUUCUAUCAUUUCUUCCCCAGAAGAUCUCACAAAGGAUUUUGAGCUACUGAAACAGGAUGAGCUAUCCAAGCUGGAAACAGUGCCAGUAGAAGAUACAUUAAUAUCAUCAGAGCCUUGUGCAGGUGUGACUGUCCCACCCUUGAAACCUCUUGAUGACAUAAUAACAGCCACAGAUACUGAAACUGAAUCUCUUGAUCUCGGUAAGCAACUCCCUAGAGAACUGGAGGCACAACCAUUGGCUAAAGAGGAAGAGUCAUUUGAAGAUGAAGGUGCAGCCAUGGAGGAUGAUGAAGUGGAAGAGGAGAGAGAACACAUUAAGAUGAAAACAGUAGAGGAAGAAGGGGAUAUGGGUCUGGGGGAUGAGGAAGAAGAAGAAGGAAAAUGGAAGGAUGAUAAAGAUAAUGAAGGAGUGGAAAGAAAGCAUGAGGAAGAGGAGAUGGAGAAAAAUGAAAAAUAUACAAGAAUGGGUGAAACAAAGGAGGAUCCUAAUAAGAUGAAGGGUGAAGACAAAGAAGUCGAUGUCAUUGAGAAAGCAGAAUUAGAGGAGGCUGAAGACUUAAAUGCAGCUGGUGGCCAUGAGCUUAAGGCGGAAAUCAAAGAAGACAAAAUAGAAAGCAUAGACAAAAAGGAGUGGGAUGAUAAACAAAUGGGAGAGGAUUUAUCUGCAAAAGAAGAUGAUGAUGAUGCUGGAUAUCUGUCCAAUGUGGGAGCCACCACUGCUGCUAUUAUGUCAACUGCACAAGGAGCCACUGCAGCAGAGCAUGUCUCCUUCAUUCAGGAUGAGACUAUCCCUGGAUAUUCUGAAACUGAACAGACAAUCUCAGAUGAGGAGAUUCAUGAGGAAUCAGAAGACAGGAUGCCACACCUCUGUUAUGAAGUUGGGACCUAUGAUAUUUCUGUUCCGGAUGAAACUGGGUCCUUCCAUGCCAUCCAUGGCGUAGGCGAAGUGACAGCACCUGUCACUGAUACAUUAGACAUAGCAGCAAAAGGAUUCAUGGACGGACAAGACCCUGUAUUAGCUGUAUACUCUGCAAAUGUCAUUGCAGCACCCCUGGCAGAAGAGGAGCACAUCUCCUCAGCUACAUCCAUCACUGAAUGUGAUAAACUCUCAUCCUUUGCCACCUCUGUUGCUGAAGAUCAAUCCAUAGCCUCUGUGACAGCACCCCAAAUGGAGGAAACUGGAAGAGGUUCUUUGUUUCUGGAGUCAGGAAACAGCAUACCAUCAUCUGUUCAGACUGAGGCCACCCAAGGGAGAGAAUAUCUGCAUUCUGCUGGAACUAUCUCACCUACAUCCUCCUUGGAGGAGGACAGAUGUUUCAAGUCACCUCCUUCUGAGGAGCUCCAGCCUGUCACGGCAGAAGUCGAUACAGGAGAUAAGCCAGUUCAGGUCCAAGUGGAAGAAGAAGAUGAAGAAGAAGAUGAAGAUCAGACUCCCAAUGUUGAUAUGUCUCUUAGUAAGCUCCAGGAAGGCUAUGCAUUGCAAUCAAUGCUCCAUGACAGAGAUUCUGAAAUUCACCCUUCAUCCAUGUCACCCUCCACUUCACUAUCACCUGCAGAUACUCCUCACCCACUUGAAGCGGGUAUAACACAGUUGGAAGCAGAUCUAAAACCUCCCUCUCCCCCGCUCUAUUUCUCCAGCAUGCUGGAGUCCAGUGCUUUCUUAGAGGGGGAGGAGCGAUGCCUGAGUCCAGAUGACAGCACUGUGAAAAUGGCCUCCCCUACACAGUCUGGACCUCCCAGCCCUGGCCAUACCCCCUCUCGUCAGUCACCCAUAGAGAAGGUUGAUGAGUUCCCAGGACUGGAAGAUAAAAGUGAUGAGAAGGAAUCUCAUAAACUUGAGCAUUUUGAACCUGCCGAGGUGGAAAAACUGCAAGAUUUGGAAAAAGAUGUAACUGAUGCUGCUUUUUCAUUAGAGGAAAUUAAAGAGGGGCUCUGCCUAACCACAACAGAGCUUUCAGUGAAAAAGGAAACCGAACCAGUUAUCUCAGUGGGUGAAUCCCCCAGAGGUGAAUCCAAACAAGAGAUGUCACCCACAGAAAAAGAUAAAAAAGAUUUUCCCACAAAAGAUAUUUCUGAGGAAAUAGUUGUUCCUGAAGAAAGUAACAAAGUGGAGAAAGAAGAUGACAAGGGGAAUGAUGUACAAGUACAACUCACAGAGGAAAAGCAGAUCACAUUUCCAGAUGUGAAGAUUUGUGGGGCUAAAUCUUCAGAGGAAGAGAAGAUGACAGAGGAAGAGAAAAAACAACAGGAGAAAUCUUUGGAGGAUUCCUACCUGCAAACCUCACAGGUUGCAUCAAAUUUAGGAGCAUUGAACAAGCAUCCACAGUGUCCCCUGCCACAUAUUCAGAAGAGGACUUACAAACACCACCACCCAUUGCCAAAGAAGAGUCCCAGAGAUGAUGAUAUUCACUACUCCAAAGAGGCAGCUGGGCAGCUGGCAAAAGAGGAGAAGCCAGAGAAGGAAGCAAAGCGUGAAAUGGAGCGAGAACAACAUGAAGUCCGUGAGAAAGGUCAGGAGGAGGAGAGUGAGAGGGAGGACAGACAAGACACUCCUUUUGUGGAUGGAAAAACCUUCAUGUACACCGAAAUUGGAAAAGAGGGAGCAUUGGUGAUGGGUGAUAUGAGGUUAAUGAUGGAGGACGAGGAUGAUGAGGAUGAAGAUGAGGAAGAUUUGGAGGAGGAAGAGGAGGAGCGCAUGGUAGCAGGUGACUCAGAUUUGGAGAAAGGUGCCAAAGAAAAAUCCGAAAAAGAAUUUGUAUGUGCUUUUGGUGAUGCCACCAGUUCAAAAUAUCCUGAGAAGAAAGGGACAGAAAUGGAGACAGACAUCUCCAGUGUACCUACAUACACAUCUGCACUGUCUCAACCUAGCCACAGCAGCCAACAGCCUGAGGCUGAGAAUGAAGCUGAGGCUGAGGGAAAUUCCCAUUUUAUCAAGGGCUACACUGAAAUGGGAGUAACAAGAUCUGAAGAAGGCCCUUCCGAACCUGGGUAUUCCUAUGGUGAGGACAGCAGAGACAAUAAUGUCAGCAGCCAGAUGGACAGCAAAGAGAAUAAAGACCCUGAUUGUUCAGAAUCUGCUCUGCCAGCUAAGCUAAGUGAAGACACUCACCACCACAGGGAGACAGAACUAAAGCUGGAAGACACCGCAGACAUCCUAAGCAAAGAAGCUGAGGAUUCCACUUCCUAUGGUUUAGACUACGCAACCACUCAGGCCACUGCACAUUCCUCUUUCUCAUCCACCUCUGCCUCCCUCUCAGGCAAUCGUCUGCUUGAAGAGGAGCAAGAGAUGCAUGCUGUGGCAUCUGACACAACCUCCAAGCCUGAUCGCGAUAGUACAUGCUUUGAAGAUUCCUCUUUUAAAGAGGAGCACUCCUUUGUCAUGGGUUCUCCUUUUUCAUGUUCUGGGGGUCUGGUUAAAGACGAGUACCUGGAAGUCUCUGAAAAGCUGACCAUAACAACAACAACCACAGAGUCAACAUCCAGCCUCACCAAAUUCACUCCACCCAGAACAUGUGAAGGGAUUAAGCCCUUCUCAUCAGUGGAGGAUGAGACAAAACAGGAUAUUGCAUCUGAGCAGAAUAAAAAAGAGGAUUUGUCAUAUGAGCUGGAUAAGACAGACCAGCCUUUCCCAUCUGAAAAGGAUAAGGAGGGUCAGCUGUUUCUAUCAGAGAAGGCCAUAAGAGAACCAGAUUUUGCCCCUGAACUUGAUAAAGAAGAGCAUUAUUCACAGUCUGAGCAGUCCUUCCCAUUGGAUGUGAAUAAGGCUGAGCUGCCAUUCUCAUCUGAGCAGCAAAAGAAAGACCAACCUUUCCCAUCUGGAGAGACCAAGAGAGAGCAGCCCUUACCAUCAGGGCAGGCUACAGAAGAGCAGCCCUGCCAAUCUGAAGAGGAUACAAAAUUGCAGCCCUGCCUAUCUGAACAAAAAAAGGAUCAGCCUUCCCCACCUGAUGUGGCUAAGGAAGAGCAGCCCUGCCUAUCUGAACAAAAAAAAGAUCAGCCUUCCCCACCUGAUGUGGCUAAAGAAGAGCAGCCCUGCCUAUCUGAACAAAAAAAGGAUCAGCCUUCCCCACCUGAUGUGGCUAAAGAAGAGCAGCCCUGCCUAUCUGAACAUAAAAAAGAUCAGCCUUCCCCACCUGAUGUGGCUAAGGAAGAGCAGCCCUGUGUAUCUGAACAUAAAAAAGAUCAGCCUUCCCCACCUGAUGUGGCUAAAGAAGAGCAGCCCUGCCUAUCUGAACAUAAAAAAGAUCAGCCUUCCCAACCUGAUGUGGCUAAGGAAGAGCAGCCCUGCCUAUCUGAACAUAAAAAAGAUCAGCCUUCCCCACCUGAUGUGGCUAAGGAAGAGCAGCUCUGCCUAUCUGAACAUAAAAAAGAUCAGCCUUCCCCACCUGAUGUGGCUAAGGAAGAGCAGCCCUGCCUAUCUGAACAUAAAAAAGAUCAGCCUUCCCCACCUGGUGUGGCUAAGGAAGAGCAGCCCAGCCUAUCUGAACAUAAAAAAGAUCAGCCUUCCCCACCUGAUGUGGCUAAGGAAGAGCAGCCCUGCCUAUCUGAACAUAAAAAAGAUCAGCCUUCCCCACCUGAUGUGGCUAAGGAAGAGCAGCCCAGCCUAUCUGAACAUAAAAAAGAUCAGCCUUCCCCACCUGAUGUGGCUAAGGAAGAGCAGCCCUGCCUAUCUGAACAUAAAAAAGAUCAGCCUUCCCCACCUGGUGUGGCUAAGGAAGAGCAGCCCUGCCUAUCUGAACAUAAAAAAGAUCAGCCUUCCCCACCUGAUGUGGCUAAGGAAGAGCAGCCCAGCCUAUCUGAACAUAAAAAAGAUCAGUCUUCCCCACCUGAUGUGGCUAAGGAAGAGCAGCCCUGCCUGUCUGAACAUAAAAAAGAUCAGCCUUCCCCACCUGGUGUGGCUAAAGAAGAGCAGCCCUGCCUAUCUGAACAUAAAAAAGAUCAGCCUUCCCCACCUGAUGUGGCUAAGGAAGAGCAGCCCAGCCUAUCUGAACAUAAAAAAGAUCAGUCUUCCCCACCUGAUGUGGCUAAGGAAGAGCAGCCCAGCCUAUCUGAACAUAAGAAAGACCACUCUUCCCCAGCUGAAGUGGCAAAGGAAGAGCAGCCCUUCCUGUCUGAACAGGUGACUAAAGACCAGGGUGUCCCAUCUGAAGAUCAGAAAGAGCAUGUCUCAUUAGAGCAGGAUAAGAAAGAGCAGACCUGCCCAUCUGAAAUUCCUUUAGCAUCUGAAGAGGCAAAAAAAGAACAGGUUACAAAAGAACAGCCCUUCCCAUCAGAAGAGGUUAGGAAAGAGCAACCUUUCCCCACUGAGCAAGCUAAGAAAGAGCAGCCUUGCCCAUCUGAACAAGAUAAGACAGAGAAGCCCUGUGCUUCAAAGGAUACGAAAGAGGUUUCCAGUGAGAUGUGCAUGGCAGAACAGCUUCUUUAUUCUGAUCAAUGCUCUUCUAAGAUUGCUGUGGCUGAAGCAUCAAAGAUGCCCACAGAUCCUGGAUCAGCUGCACCUUCUUCACCACAGUUAAAAUCUGUCCAGGAAGAGUCCCGCAGUCUGUUUGAUGUCUCUCCAUUACAGCGAGUAGAAUCCUCAGAUAAAGACUUUGAACAAGAGAAUAAAGUUAGUGAUGAAGAGCCUGAGAUGUGUGGUAUGGAACAAAGCACUUUACCAUGUCGAAUUGAAUGCCAAAGAUCUCCCACAGUCCCUAUAGAGCCAAAGGAAGGAGCUCAGUGCAGCUUACUGAUGCAGGUGGGGAGUGGGACUGUCCCUGAUGUGCCUACAUCAUCCUCUUCCCUGCAUGCCAUGGACACAUCAUCAGUUGACACAUCUAAGCAAUCCUGCAUAAUCAUACCAGGGGCCAUCUGUGGAGAGACGCCCAGCAUCACAGAGGCAGCAGGAGAUAAAAACAUUGAAUAUGAGGAGGGAGAGGAAGAAUAUGAGGAAGAGCAGGACAUGGAGCAGAUACAAGAGAAGGAAAGAGGGAUGGAGCAGCCCAGAAAGUUGAGUAGUACAUGUGAGAUGCUGAAAGGCUUGUAUCCAGGUGAUUCACCUCCACUUUAUAGAGAGGAAGAUGAUGACCAGGAAGAGGAAGAGCGAGAGCCAGAACACCCUGCCCGACCCCUCUCACUGAUGUCAUCUGGUGAGCCCUUCCAGCCUUCCAUCUCCAUCCCAAAAACAUCCCAAAGUACAGGAUGUGACCCUGAGCAUCCAGGUGUCUGCACAGAGGCCACUUCCUCUCAUACAUCUGCCGGCGUCUCAUCCGGUGAAUACAAGCACCGCAAAGGAGAGAUCUCCCCAUCGUUCAUUAACCCCAGCCCACAUCAGAUAUCCAGUGCCGAGGAGGAAGGCCGGGACAGCGACCGGUCCGACGAGGGUGAGGAACAUCAACAGCAGUCUUCAGUGAAGAGGAGAUCCCACAGACACGAGCACCACCACCAUGCCCAUGGCCACCAGGGGGAGGGCACCAGUGCCAUAGCUACUAGGGUGAUGCUGGCCGGGGAGGAGACUCCACCAACCUCUUUGAGCGAAUCUCUGGCAUCGCAGUCUGACUCCGAUGUGCCGCCUGAGACAGAGGAGUGUCCGUCCAUUACUGCAGAAGGCAACCUGGACUCUGAUGAGGAUACUGAGCAUUUGCCAGUUGACAAAUCAGCUGGGGCCACUGGCGGAGGUAACCACCACUCAUUGCCAAAGCCAUUGGAAAAGAGUCAGGACCCCCUGCCUGCACCUAUGGUGGACCCCUUUCCACGUCCCCCUCACCCUGAUGUUUGCAUGGUUGACCCAGAGGUUCUGUCCAGUGACCAGAACCACACAGACAGACCAUUCAAGAAAGAUAUGAAGGUUAACAAAGGCCUGCGGAAGUCACUGGGGAAACCAAAGUCAGCUUCUCCAGUCCGUAAAAAUGAGUCCAGGGCAAAAAGAUCCAGUACCCCGGUCAAACAAGCCUCUAAAGAUUCCUCACCUCGAGCGUCCUCUCUGAGGAGGAAGGAGGCAGAGAAGACCUCCAGAACCUCAAGAAUGUCCGACGGUCAAGGGGAAGAGAACCCUGGUCGAGGUCUGGUCAAUGGGAUCAAAAGCAGCACAGGUUCCAACUCCCAGAAGUUUAGUUCAACUGCGUCCUCUGGAUCACCUAUAUAUGUGGACCUGGCCUACAUCCCCAACCACUGCAGCGGCAAGAAUGUAGACCAGGAGUUCUUCAAGAGAGUACGUGCCACGUACUACGUGGCCAGUGGGAAUGAUGUGACCAGCGGGGAGCCAAGCCGUGGGGUUCUAGACGCACUGCUGGAGGGCAAAGCCCAGUGGGGCUCCAAUCUCCAGGUGACACUAAUCCCGACCCAUGACACAGAGGUGAUGCGGGACUGGUACCAGCAGACCCAUGAGAAACAGCAGGAGCUCAACAUCAUGGUCCUGGCCAGCAGCAGCACUGUCGUCAUGCAGGAUGAGUCUUUCCCAGCCUGCAAAAUCGAGUUCUAAAGGCCCGGAUGGGCUGAGAGUCCUGUAGCUGCCUGCUUCUGCCACUCUCCGUUUCUCCAUCCACCCCCUCUGUCUUUGUGUCUGUCUGUCUGUGGGAUGAGGGUGAGAGCUGUUGCAGUCAUCUCUUUAGUGAUGCCCACACUUUUCUCUAAAAGUUCUAUAUUUCUUACCAGCCUCCUUAAAGUGUGCUGCGCUCCUGUGUUUGGUCUCAAUCGCUGGCCUUGUGUUGCGAAACAUAUGCAAAUGUCACACUGCAGCGCAUGGAGUACACGCAAGCUCCUGUGAAAAUGUGUGUUUACCAGAGAGAAAGAUUGUGUGAAGAGUAUGUCUGUCUGAGGAAGCAGGCUGUCAGAGGAGUAAGUGUUUAUGCACUUUAAACUUUGCAAACCCUUUGAGGUAAUUGAUGCCUUUUUACCAAUGGAAUAAUGAUAUGAAUACCUCUUUUUAAAUUAGUCUCAGUCAAAGCACAACUGUACCCUGUCUAAUAUUUUAGCAUACAGUCAACAGCAGCAUAGGUGAUCCUUUCCCUUCCCCAGUGGGUGAAUUUAAAAGAAUCCAAAAUUAUGAGGGUAAGGGUGCACUAUCCCCAUUAUCCACAAUAUUGGGGUUAGAGUGCACUCUCCCACUUACAGUAAGGGCACACUAUCCCACUUACCCUACAGAUUGGGCAAGGGUACACUACACACUUACGCUAGGGACUGAAUCUUUGAAUGCCUUUGAGUUCAUGUCCAAAAGUAGAGUGCCAUCUGUAUACCUGUCUCAUGUGUGGACCACAACGCCAGGUGUACCUGUGCCCAAUGCUGCAGGUGUAACUCUAAACACGGAUUAUAGGAGCAACUUAAUUUACCUAACCUACAGAAACACUCUAUUACAAAUAAGGGGAUGCCUGUUUGGCUGCUGUUUGAAGGGUCAUUAUAUUAAGUGCUGAAAUAAAUAUGUGGUACAACAGUAAAGAACCUUCUCAAAUUCUCACUCUGUGGACACAACUUUUCAGAAAUGCAUGAUAUUUCUGUCUUAGUGCAAAAUAAUGCAAAAUAUUGAGCAGUCCGGCUCCUCCUGACUGUAGUAUUGUACGCACAGUUUGCUUGUAUACAGAUAGGACUUCCCUCUGUGGAGGGAUUAUUUUCCUAAAGGGAGAUUUUCUCUCAGAAUGUGUUUCAUGGGUUCAGCUCAUGUGAUAUGAAGUGCACUAUAAUGAAAUCUGUGGUUUAUUAAUGUAUUGAAUUUUCCUCUGUGUCAUAUAUGACAUGAAUCUUAAGGCGUGUAAUCGGAGUGUAUGUUUGAAGAAAGAAGAUUUUUGUUUAAUGAAGGGUUCGGUUUGCAAACACUUGCAGCUGUUUACCCUUGCUGAGUGUGUGGUCUGGUCAGGUGGAGCAUCCAGCCAUCACUUGCUCUGUGCUGUUUUAUUGGAGCCGGAUGUUUCUGUGGAGCUGAGCUCUAAGUCUUCAGGCAGCAGAACCCGCAGGCCGUGUCUGAUCCAUGUGCUCCAAAUGUGGAGAAACAGUAUUUACACAUUUUUGCUAACUAUGCCACAGCAUGCUGUUACAGCAUUGUGAUCAUUCUGUCCCAACAUAUUUUAAUUACACUUGGUGAGUAUAUAAAUUAACAAAUAUAAUAUAAAGACUGUGCAUUAGACAUAUAAUAAUUGCUAUUGCAAAGUAAUAAUUUAAAGGGUGCCUUUGGGGCAUUUUGUUGAAUAUAGUUGGUCAGCCAUUGGUUCAUGUAAUAUUUAGCAUUCUUGUUCCGUCUUCGUCAUGUUUUCUUUUUUGCAAACAGCAGAAUUUAAGAAGUAAAUUUGCACUGGUAUUUGAGCACGUUAAUGUGAGACCUCUAGGGUAUUGCACUGUAGAUAAACGCAGCUGCCUACUUUCUUGUAUAUUGUGUGUAUUAUGGGAUUAGACAACAUUUUUACACAUAAAAUAUAUUGCGAAUCAAUAAAAAAAAAUGAGCAUCUUAUAUAUUUUAAAUGUAAUUGUCCUUGUGGCAGACUACUGGAAUGUUUGUAUGGGAUUUUCUGUAUUAUGAAUACAGUAUUUUUUGCUAUCAUUCUUUAGUUUAUUUUGGGAGAAGUAUUCAUGAGGGACGUAAUAUUGCAGAAACUUGAUCUAAAGAUGUUCCACAGGUGUACUAAGAGAGCGUCUAUGAUAGUGUAUAUGAAUGAGGCUGUGGUUAAUGCACUCAUACCCACUGCAAAUGUAGCAAUAGAGAGGGUUUCCUAUGCUAGAAUCUUGCUGACACCUGUCAAUGCUAUGGGUGGAAUAUCUUGAAUGUUUAGGGAUUAGGGUUUUAGACAUGUUAAUUGUGCAUGUCUUGAUGGAGGUUUGACAGACACACACAUGUGCCUUGGGGGCUGGGCAUUUUUUGGGGUGGGGUGGGGGGGUUAGUGUCACAGCUUAAAGAUCAAAGGUUAGAGAGCUGUUCAAAUUAGUAUUAGCAAAGAGCAUAAUUGCACGAAGAAGAAUUGCACUGGGUUCCUUUGUUGGUAGAUAUGGAUCAAAGUUGAAUGGAUGUACUGAAGAUACAGUUUAAGCUAAGCACAUAUAGACCUAUAACUAUUUCGAAUUUUCGCCUAUCAAACAUCGGACAUGGAAGUGAAUAAAUAAUACCUACAGAAUGUACCACCAAUAGAUAAUGUACAAGUCUAUCUGUACAGAGUGUCUUUCAUUCAUGAUGGUGUAUGAACAUUUUUGGAAUGAGAGUAUGCUUUGUACAGACAGUGAGACAGCACAGUUUAAUAGUGUAUGCAUUAUGGUUAUACAGUCUAGCUGUAGACCUUUCUGCUGGCAGUACAGUAUUUCUGUAUUUGUAUGAUUAUAGUCCUGCCAUUAUUUGUUGAAAACUGUUGGUCUCAGCUGGGACCAGUAAAAAUCUACAGUAUGUUAAUUUUUUAGUACCUUUUCGCAUACGGUUGAAGAUUAUGUUUUAACAAGUGUUAUGUUUUAAUCUAGGUAUCAUAUUUUUGGUCAACUUUUGUUUCUCAGUAUUUAAAAAAAAGCUUAUCAUCAACAGUAUUAUAUUUUAUAUUGAUUUGUAUUGCUUUAAAAUGUUAAUCAUGGGCACUAAUCAGUCACGAGACACCAGGUCGUUCACAUUGCCGUGAAUUUGGAAAGCUGGCAGACUGGCACUUUUGCUGUGUUUAUAAUGGUUGUUUAACUGUGUGUUCUCUUUGAAAUGCUGCGUAUGAAGCUUGUAUGAAACGUAUGAAACAAUGUGGAAAUCACUGAGGGUUUUAUUGCAGGGAGGUGGGGGAUUGGGGGGUUAUGGAGUAGGGUGGGGGGAUGCAGCAGGGGGCAUUAAGCCUCUUCAACCCCACCCCAUCCAGCCCUGCCCAGUCUUGCCUGGGGCUAAGUGUUAAUGCCAUGUGAUUAGCCACAGAAUACAUAGCCUUUGCAUGCACAUGGCUUAUGCUAUAGGUGCAUUUAUAUAAAUAUAUCAGGUCUUUAACAUAGGGCCUGCCCACUCUUCAUGCUGCUAUGAGUACAUAAUCUAACAGGUUCAUUAGAUCGCUCUGUACGCACAAAUACAUGCUCUUGGGGUGAGGGUUCCAAAGCGCUUGUUGUCAUGGAGACCUUGUCAGAUCUAGCUGGGCACAGAGACUCUGUGGAUGGGGCUGUGUGUCUCUCACAGUUCUGUGUAUUCAUCCCUCACCCAAACAGAGCUGCAUGAGCUAAUCUGUUCUGUUUUUUAUUGUAUGUCGAGAACAUACAGACGUAUAUAUCCAUGGUUUUGGUUCACAUCAUUGUAGACAGACGCUCGAGUGGUCUGUUUAGUUGUCUCCCUUUUUCCGCAUCUUUUAUUAAUAUAGUUUCCUUGUCAUUUGACCAUACAGCUAGAUCAAAAAAAACUAUAUUCUGUCCCUUAGCAAGAGCCUCUCCAGUCCAUUGUGAGGCCCUAAUACAAUACUAGUACAAGAUACAAAUUCUCACUACCCAUGCACACGCAUACAUACACACACACACGCAUGUGCGCGUGGAUACACACCCACACCUGCACCAAACCUGGAAUUAUAUUUUUUUAAAUACAGCUGCCGUUCUUAAAGCUGUUUUAAAGAAAAAUAGCUGAACUACGUAUAAGUAAAAUAUAUGCGUAUGAAAUGCAGAGGGAGGACAACAUGGACAAAGGAAUAAUGGCCACAGGGAUCUAAGACCCAGCUGGGUGUGCACUGUAGGCAUUGCUUUAUUUUCUAGACUUUAUGGAAAACAAAACCUUCAGAAGCUGUUUGAUAAAAUGGGUCCAAUCUUUGCUUCAAAGCCACCGUAGGUCCAACUGUAAAACUGCAAAGUUUUAUGUAUGGAACAAGACUUCAGAUCUAACAAGACUAAUAUAUAUACAGAGAAAUACAAAUACUAUAUACAUAUGCAAUGUGUAUGUACAAACUUAAACAACCCAGACUGGUUGAUUGAUCGAAGACAUUUUAUCUGAACAGAUUUCAUUGUCCAUAGACAGCUGAUAUCUAUUUUUUUCCCAGAAAAAAUGAAAGGGGUGGGGGUGGGGGGGGUGUCAUUGAUGAUGUUUCGUGCAAAAUAUUAUUUCCGCAGCUUUCUCCAAACCCGACAUCCAGACAGGAUAUAAUCGUCAGAGCAUAAUAAUGACCAUAAUUAUGAGCUUGGCUUGUUUCUGCAUGUGAUAUUAUGAGUUAUACUCCUGUAUGUAAUAGUUUAAAUGGAAAUUAAAGAAGAUCCUGUUUUAAAAAAAUGUUUAACAAUAGCAAAUUGUAUGAAAAUACUGGUUCUGAAACAGCCAUGCUUCUUUUUCCUGUGUGGGGUAUUGUAAAGAGACUGCUGUGGUAGCUCAUCUUCUUUGCGCUGUGUUAAUCUUAGUUCAGCGGUUAUUUUGUGUGCAGUACUCUGUAUCUCUCUUUAGACGUACUGCAGAUUUAUUGUAACAGGGAAGCAGCCUGGUGAUCACCAAUAAAUGUAAUGAGAAUCAGA
This is a messenger RNA of Conger conger (European conger), 14938 nucleotides long. RefSeq names its product microtubule-associated protein 1B-like. Gene Ontology annotation, cellular component: neuronal cell body; cytosol; dendrite. The transcript has 11 exons. Bases 63 to 10007 code for a protein of 3314 amino acids. Lineage: Eukaryota; Metazoa; Chordata; Actinopteri; Anguilliformes; Congridae. Gene Ontology annotation, biological process: axonogenesis; dendrite development; microtubule cytoskeleton organization. The record is from RefSeq and is a predicted model, not a curated record. Gene Ontology annotation, molecular function: microtubule binding; actin binding.